GUGACCACGAGAAAAACGCUCCAAUUCUCCACUACAUACGCUUCCCUCUGGCUCCUUAUAAGCAACGUACACCGUGCGAAAGUACUUCUCUUCAAUCGCUCGUUUUCACAAUCCCCACCUGUCUCCCAAACGCAAUCCAUGGCUCCCACCCAAGUCCUGCUCAAAGGCCUCAUCCUCCUCCAGAAGAAGCACGUCUUGGAUCUCACGGACGUUGGCGCGGAUCUCUGGGACGACGCCAACGACUUGUUUGGAAACAAAGUCAAACUCCAGCUGAUAAGCGAGCUCGUCGAUCCUGCCACUGGAAGCGGGAAGACGAGCCCCGAGGUCGCAAUUAGCGGAUGGUUUCUGUCGUUCGACGGUCUGUCUGCUGGAGAUGUCAAGUAUGAGAUCCAGUUCUCGGUGGACAGUGACUUUGGCACUCCCGGGGCGUUUCUCAUCCGGAACCACCAUCCCAACCAGUUCUUCCUCAAGUCCUUGACACUGAGCGCCCCGGACGGCUCUAAGAUCCACUUUCCCUGCGAGUCGUGGGUGCACAACACCUCCAAGUACAGCAGCCCCCGUGUGUUCUUCAGGAACCAGGUGUUCUUGCCUGACUCUACACCCGCGGGACUGAAGACCAUCCGCGAAAACGAGCUCAAGUGCAUUCGCGGAACUGGAGAAGGCACGCGGGUCCCAGGCGACAGGAUUUACGACUAUGAUGUCUACAACGAUCUUGGAAAUCCUGAUGCCAAGCCGGAACUCAAAAGACCAGUCUUGGGAGGUGCGAAGCUUCAGUAUCCUCGAAGGAUUCGGACUGGACGCAAGCCUGCAAGAACUGAUAGCUUAUCCGAGAGCUGGUCAUCCGACGACAUGUAUCUUCCACCCGACGAGAAAACUGCCAAGAUCAGGAGUUCCAGUGUUUUGGGAGACUCCAUCAAAGCGUUUGCUCACAAAAUUGUCCCAGCAAUCAAGACCUUCUAUGCUGACCGGGCAGCCAGCUUCGAGAGCCUCGACGAGAUCAAGGCUCUGUACGAAGAAGGUAUCGACUUGGGAACCUGCGUCAACCCGUUAACCGACGAAGAAGCCAAGAAGAACGUGCGAAGUCCGUUUACCUUGAUAAGCGAGCUGACUACCACGGACGACGCCAACGCGGGGCUGCUCAAGUAUCCACUGCCACAGAUCUUACAAGGUGAUGACGAUACAUGGAUGUCCAACGAUGAGUUCGCUAGACAGACUAUCGCCGGAUUGAACCCCAUGCUGAUCACGAAGCUCGAAACUUUUCCUCCCACAAGUUCUUUGGAUCCAGCUGUAUUUGGAGCACAAGCCACUGCAUUGACAAACGAGCACAUUCAGACCCAGCUUCAAGGUCUCACAGUAGAACAGGCGCUUGAGAAGAACAGGCUAUUCAUUGUAGACUACCACGAUGUUUUCCUGCCAUACUUAAACAUCAUCAAUGCUCAGAAGAACAAAAGAACAUACGGAACACGCACCAUACUUUUCCUCUCGAACGAGGGAACUCUGAAGAUUGUCGCCAUCGAGCUGAGCCUCCCAGCACCAGGAGAGAAGGGCCAGAGGAGCAAUCGAGUUUUCCUCCCUCCAACUAACAAAAAGGACUGGCUUUGGGAACUUGCCAAAGCUCACGUCUCAGUUAAUGACGCUGGAUACCAUCAACUCGUCAGUCACUGGCUGAAGACUCACGCUAUCAUGGAGCCAAUCAUCAUAGCCACUUACAGGCAGCUCAGCGCUCUCCAUCCGAUCCUCCUCUUACUUCAACCACAUUACAAGAACACAAUGGCAAUCAACGCGAGAGCUCGCAAGGCACUGAUCAACGCCGGGGGCAUCAUCGAGGACUGCUUCACAACCGGACGAUACUCCAUGGAGAUGAGCGCCGUUGUCUAUGGACUCUCAUGGAGAUUCGACCAGGAAGGACUCCCAGCGGACUUGAUCAAGAGGAAAAUGGCUGUUCCGGAUCCAAACGCAAAGCACGGACUGGAACUUAUCAUCAAGGACUACCCCUACGCGGUCGACGGCCUCAACAUCUGGGACGCUAUCAAAAACUGGGUGACGGACUACACGGACAUCUUCUACAAGGAGGAAGCGUCAGUAGCGGCGGACACCGAGCUCCAGAGCUGGUGGCACGAGAUCCGCUACGUCGGUCACGCAGACAAGAAGGACGCCGACUGGUGGCUCAAGCUCGACUCCAAGAAAAACCUGGUAGAGUUGCUUACCACGGUGAUCUGGUUGGCCUCGGCACACCACGCCGCCGUCAACUUCGGACAGUACGCUUACGCCGGCUACCCGGCAAACCGCCCGACCAUCGCGCACCGCUUCGUCCCGGAGCCCGGCACCAAGGAGCACGACGAGUUCCUGCAAAACCCCGAGAAGUUUUAUCUGUCAGCAAUCUCGUCCAGAGUGGAAGCUACAACUGUGAUGACAACGAUAGAGAUCCUGUCAACUCACACGGCAGACGAGGAGUACCUGGGCGAGCGCAAGAGCGAGAACUGGACCGGGGACGCUCGAGUCCUCGCCGCCUUUAGCAACUUCACGGCCGCCAUGCGAGAGGUGGAGCACCAGGUGAUGGCCAACAACAAGAACCCGAGCCUCAAGAACCGGCACGGAGCUGUCGAUGGCUACACGCUGCUGUGUAUCAACUCCAAGCCCGGCCUCACUGGAAGAGGAGUCCCAAACAGCAUUUCCAUCUAGAAAACGCGAAAGCUUUCCACCCUUCCCCGUUUGUACUUCGAGAAUCAACCAAGUCACCCAUUCCAAAAGCUCGCGACAGGAGCUGGCUUGUUCCAAAAAACUCUUACAAUAUUACACCUAUGCAUUGUCGUGCUGCUGCGAACAUUCUAUAUUGAA
Messenger RNA from Selaginella moellendorffii, 2838 nucleotides. Its product is annotated as linoleate 9S-lipoxygenase. Gene Ontology annotation, biological process: lipid oxidation. The record is from RefSeq and is a predicted model, not a curated record. Gene Ontology annotation, molecular function: protein binding; oxidoreductase activity, acting on single donors with incorporation of molecular oxygen, incorporation of two atoms of oxygen; metal ion binding. The coding region runs from base 139 to 2682 and encodes 847 amino acids. Lineage: Eukaryota; Viridiplantae; Streptophyta; Lycopodiopsida; Selaginellales; Selaginellaceae. The transcript is spliced from 8 exons.